CAGAAGAUUGUGUUAAUGAGUAGGGCAUUUGUGCCAGCCAGUGUAGAGGGAGCAAUGUUGAAGGAGUACAAGCCUGUGUUUACAGUAGGCACAAUUGAUGAAGUAAAAGAUAGGUCAAAUGCAAGUGAGGGAGAAAAGCACAAAGCUGUUCUUAGAGCAGAUUUGGAUACAGAGGUGACAAGGUUGGAGGAAUGCUUAAGGAAUGUGAAGAGACAAAGAGAGGAGGCAAGGACCAUAAAGGCUAACACAAAGCCAGUCAAAUCAAGCAAGAUCAUCAAGCAGGUCUUAGACUGGAUGAUAGACAGUAUUGUCAUAUUGACACACUACAAGUUGUUUACAAUAGCUCUAGAGCUUGAGUGCCAGUAUACAGCUAAGCUUAUAAGGACAACUCAGAUGUGUGACAAAAUGCCAAAUAAGGCCAGAAGUGGACCUGUGAAGGCAGAGGAGGAAGAGAUGAGUGAGGAAGUAAGGACUAACAGUACAAGUGUUGCAUACAAGGACAACAAAGCACAGUCAAGCCUAGCAGCAGAGCUGAGAAUGAGUGGAUUGUAUGGGAAAGUAGUGGAUUACAUUAGAUUGAACAAUGAGAAUCAGUCAAGCCUAGCAAGAAUACUGAGCACAAGCAGAUUAUACAGGAGGACAUUAGAAGCUGUCAGAUCAGAGCAGUGCACCCUAGUCAGUAACAACAAGGCUGGAAGUGUACCAGUCAGGCUAGUGACAACAAACCUCAGGCUAGCAAAUGUAGGAUCAAUUACAAUUGAAGGUGUCAUUCCAAGACUCAAGGUGUCAGUAGGUAGAAUAUUAAUAGUAAUGCCAGUUCAUGUAGUGAAGGACACAAUGUUCAACAUAAUAAUUAGGAGGCUGUUCUUCAUGUUAACUAAGUGUGAGACAAAGGAUUUCAAGAACAGUAAUCAGAUUUUGACCUUGACAGACCUAGCAGAUCAGAACCAGAAGUGUCAGGUUGAGACCUGAGCAGCUGUUGGAUGAAACCUACUACUCACUACUACUACCAUCUAUGUUAGAGUUGGAGAGAAUUGGUCUGGCAAGCCUUUAGCCUUGGUACAGGUUACAUUCUCUUUACUCUAACAUUCCCUUAUACCCCUUUCUUUUAUGGACACUCAUUCUUACUUAAGACUCACACUCUUUGUUUCUUUAUCUUACUUUGAUUAAUACCUUUUAUCCUUACCCACACUCCUUAUACUUACCCUUUAUUAUUGCUUCUCAAAGCAAGUGACUGAGGACAGUCACUAUUUAAAGCUUGGGGAGGUAAAGAGUUCUGAUUUUGGUUACUAUCAGAUCUUCUUGAUUUUAUUUAAUUCUUUAGAUUACAUAAUCACUUUCUUUAUGUAGUUAGUUCUUUCCUAUUUAGAAUGGAAGAAGGGAGUUUUGACCAGAGCCUACAACAACACUAGAGGGAACAAGCCCACCAAAACCUUGCCUCUCAU
Fomitiporia mediterranea MF3/22 is the source of this 1445-nucleotide messenger RNA. RefSeq lists its product as uncharacterized. Lineage: Eukaryota; Fungi; Basidiomycota; Agaricomycetes; Hymenochaetales; Hymenochaetaceae. The record is from RefSeq and is a predicted model, not a curated record. The coding region runs from base 16 to 972 and encodes 318 amino acids. The transcript is spliced from 7 exons.